Heteronotia binoei (common prickly gecko) is the source of this 2488-nucleotide messenger RNA. It is a transcript of the gene SMPDL3B, whose product is annotated as sphingomyelin phosphodiesterase acid like 3B. The coding region runs from base 186 to 1592 and encodes 468 amino acids. The transcript has 8 exons. Gene Ontology annotation, biological process: sphingomyelin catabolic process. Lineage: Eukaryota; Metazoa; Chordata; Lepidosauria; Squamata; Gekkonidae. The record is from RefSeq and is a predicted model, not a curated record. Gene Ontology annotation, molecular function: sphingomyelin phosphodiesterase activity.
GCAAGUGUGCAGAACAACAUUAUGGGGCGCUGUUUGGAAGCCAAGUAGGGUUGUUUGGCAGCUAAUGAUUCAGAAGUCUGGGAGAGGCUAAAGUGCACUUGGCUGAGAGUUCCUGCGGUUGUAACACAGAAAAUUAAGAGGCUCGUCAACCUGGCAGUAGCUGGCAACAAAGCUCUUGGAUUGAGAUGGAUCUUUUGAGAAUCAGCUUGCUUCUGGUGCGCUGCACAGUUGCUGCAGCAGCCACAGGCUCCUUUUGGCACAUUACAGACCUCCACCUGGACCCUCAGUACAAAGCAGUGCCAGACCCUCUAGGGGUGUGCCCAUCUGCUGGCUCCCAGCCAGUGGCCGGUGCGGGGGCUUGGGGUGAUUACUUAUGUGAUGCUCCCUUGAUUCUCGUCAACUCUUCCAUCUAUGCCAUGAAGAGCAUUCUCCCCAACCCAGAUUUCAUUCUCUGGACCGGGGAUGAUACUCCACAUGUUCCGAAUGAAAAACUGAGUGAAGAAGCUGUGCUGGACAUAAUCAGACAACUAACUGACCUGAUCAAACAGGUAUUUCCAGACACUCAGGUCUAUCCUGCAAUGGGCAACCAUGACUUCCACCCCAAAAACCAGCUGCCAGCUGAGAACAACACGAUUUACAGUGGACUGGCAGAACUGUGGCGCCCGUGGCUGAGCAACUCCUCGAUCCAUACGUUCAAAGAAGGUGCUUUCUACAGUGAAAAGCUGUCUGGUUCUGGCCCAGCAAGGCGGAUGGUUGUCCUCAACACAAACCUAUAUUAUGAGAAUAACAAUCAAACCAUCAGCUCAAAGGAUCCAGGAGGCCAGUUUCAGUGGCUGGAAGAGACGCUUGCCAAUGCAUCGAAAGCAGAAGAAAAGGUCUAUAUUAUUGGCCACGUCCCACCCGGCUUCUUUGAAAAGAAGCGAGGAAUGCCAUGGUUCCGAGAGCGCUUUAAUCAACGAUAUACAGAAAUCAUCCAGAAGCAUCACACAGUGAUUGUGGCACAGUUCUUUGGGCAUCAUCACACAGAUAGCUUUAGAAUUUUUUACAGCGAUGGAGGUUCUCCAAUAAGCGUCAUGUUUUUAGCUCCAGCUGUCACACCAUGGAAGACAACCUUGCCUGGGGUGCACAAUGGAGCCAACAAUCCCGGCAUCCGGGUCUUCAUGUAUGACCAAGAGACCCUAUUGCUGAAGGACAUGGUGACUUAUUAUCUAAACCUCACCCAUGCUAACUUGGGGGUCCCCAAAUGGGAGAAAGAGUACAGCCUGACAGAAGCUUUCCAAGUCCCUGAUGGCUCGGUCCAGUCCAUGCAUCUGUUGCUAGAGAAACUCACAAAGGACAACCACCAUCUUCAGCAGUACUACCGGUAUAACUCUGUUCAGUAUGACCUCACGGACUGUGACAGCAGCUGCCAGACCGACCAUAUCUGUGCCAUUCAGGAAGUCGAUUUUGCAAAAUACAAGCAGUGUGUUAAAGCCAGAAGUGGUGCGGUGGCAUCUUCAGCCCCACCAUUGAGCCUGCUCUUCUUUUGUUUGGCCAUGGGGCUCUGGAGUAUCUUUAGCACACGGGAACAUGCCAGGAAUGAGGGAAAAUAGUGGAAUUUAACACACGCACCCAGGGCUUUUAUUCCUGGAAAAAGAGGUGCCAGAACUCAUAAGAGAGAAAUGAAGGAAAAACUCAUGGGUGCCCCUCAUGAACUUUCUUUAAAAAGAAUUUUGUUUCCAUGAAGAGCUUCCGGAACUCUGUUCCGCUGCAUUCCACCAGGAAAAAAGCCCUGCACACGCCCCAUUAAAGCAGACAAGUCCCUUUGUUGUUGCAGAAACUGGCCUGAAAACAUGUCUUUAUCACUUGGUGAAAACGUGAAAUCAAAGACUUUUGGAAAGGGAUUGUAAGUUUUACAGUAGAGAAGCACAUUCAGCUGAUUUUAAUAUAACAGACUUUGGAGCAUGAUUCCUCCUAGAUAAAGCCCACUGAUCUAUGACAAUAUUUCCUGUUAACAAUGCAGACUUAACGAGUAAUAUUGUUAGGUUGGGCACUUUUUUCCUCAAUAGCAACCUCCCCCCCCCCCCCCCCGCAAAAAAAAAUCAGUUGUUUGAAUACCUUAGCUAAAUUCUACAACUUCCGAUUAAUCAAAACGGCAGUUUUGCAAUAUUCAUGUUCAUUGCUGUAUGGCCAUAUUUUCAGAUAUCGUCAGUGCUUUCACCCAUGCUAAAUAAUGCAGUUUCAGUCCACUUCGGUGACUGUUUACAAGUGCAGUAAAAUCCAGUUGCAAAGUGUGUUGAAAGUGGAAAGUGUGUUAUUGAGUGUGAAAGCACCUAUGGGGAUAGUAAACACAAAGCCCCCCCCUUCAGUCUUGUGUUCACUGUAUAGCUAAUUAAUCAUCUCUCCUCUGUGAGGAGAAAGAGCCAAACUUUAUCUCACCUGGGAGUGUUCAGACCACAACACGGAAUUAUUGUGGAUAAAAUAAAUGCACCUUUCCAAAGACUUAAAA